Messenger RNA from Cuscuta campestris, 604 nucleotides. The record is from the annotation of a GenBank genome assembly. Lineage: Eukaryota; Viridiplantae; Streptophyta; Magnoliopsida; Solanales; Convolvulaceae.
UAAGAACGGAAGGGUUGGAAUGUGUUACAAAUUGGACACCGGUGUCAUUGAGAAUUCCAAUCCCAGCUGAUGCAAAGUUAGCCCCAACAAGCAUUCUUUGCCCUCCAAACUGUGGACUCAAGUAAGGCAGCGGGGAUUCUGAAGCACCAAUCUUCUGACCUGCAAUUCAAGGUUUGACCAACAAUAAAAUAAAUGUACUCAGCUGAUGAUGUCCGGGAUGUUAAGGCCAUUAGAGAAACGGCCCGUGGGUCUAUGCGUAGGGUAAUCAACCCCAUAGGGCGGCGAAUCUGCCCUCGCGGUGGUAGCCAAGUAGUUAUUGUUGCCGCUGUCCACCAGCGAGUCCCCGAACACAAAGAACGCAGGAGCAGCCGCAGCCGCAGCUUUAAUCAUCAUCAGCAGCAGACCUGAUAAAACAAUGCAGAGGCCAGUGGAAGGGGAAGAAAAACUUGCUUUGGCCAUAUAGCCUGAGGUAUAUGAUUAACAAGAAAGUUUUGACUUUUUUUUGCAUGAAAAGCUAAUAGAUGCUUGCAUGGCUUUAUACAAAUGGCUUGAAACUGAAAGACCAAAGGUUGAAUUAAAUGUUGUGAGUGAAGCUUGGUGGAAA